Lepisosteus oculatus (spotted gar) is the source of this 808-nucleotide messenger RNA. It is a transcript of the gene areg, whose product is annotated as amphiregulin. NCBI's taxonomy places the organism in Eukaryota, Metazoa, Chordata, Actinopteri, Semionotiformes, Lepisosteidae. Gene Ontology annotation, biological process: positive regulation of cell population proliferation; epidermal growth factor receptor signaling pathway. The record is from RefSeq and is a predicted model, not a curated record. Gene Ontology annotation, molecular function: epidermal growth factor receptor binding; growth factor activity.
CACAGGGACAGAGAAAUCCUACCAUCUGACUGAAAACUUCUUUGAGAAGGAAACUCCGUCUGAAACAUGAACAAGCUAUUUUGUAUUAUUUCAGGAGUUUUAGUAUGUGGUUUAAUAGGCAUUCCAGGAUCUCAUCAGGAUGAAGUACACAGUAAAGGAAUCUUAGCUCCUACUGUAGCUUAUGACCAUAGUGGUGCAACAAAUAAUGUCUCUUCGGGAGAUGGCCUUGAGAACUCCAAUGAAGAUUAUGAGGAUAAUGAAAAUGAAGGUGACUUGUCACCAACAGAGGGAUCACAUGUAGAUCCAGAACUAAUAAGAGUUCAGCCUGUUGCCCGGCCCGAGGACAAGGGAAAGAGCAAGAAAAAGGGAAAAGGAAAACGAAAGAGCAAAUCUAAGGGAGAAAAGAGUGGCAAGAGUGUGAAAGGAAAGGAAGAGAAGGAAGUGACACCAGACCCUUGCAUCACCACACAUGCGGAUUACUGCAUUCAUGGGCAAUGUAUUUAUAAUCAGGAGCUGGAUGAACCUACUUGCAUAUGUUUAAAGGGAUAUGAUGGAGAAAGAUGUGGAAUCCAGUUGUUGAAAACUGGACAGAAAGAAAAAGACUGGAUCAAUACAGACGUCAUUCAGACUGUCCUAGUAAUAAUAGCAGUCGCACUCUCUGUGAUCAGCUUAAUAGCCAUCCUUCUAAUUAUUUGUGGCCCUUACAGAAAUCACAGAAAGCCCUUCAUAGCAAAGUGCCUUGGAGAAAGCAGUGAAAAAGAGAAACUUCGACAAGAAAAUGGUGAUGUUGCAGUGUAGACAACAGCAG